Messenger RNA from Sorex fumeus (smoky shrew), 769 nucleotides. Its product is annotated as sec1 family domain-containing protein 2-like. Lineage: Eukaryota; Metazoa; Chordata; Mammalia; Eulipotyphla; Soricidae. The transcript has 4 exons. The record is from RefSeq and is a predicted model, not a curated record. The coding region runs from base 280 to 549 and encodes 89 amino acids.
ACCUGCGGAAAAGGGCGCCUCUUGCCCGACAGUCGGGCACUUGCCCGAAAGUAACACAGACACGUGUACUUGUUUUUAUUUGUCGUGCCAGUCCUCCAUCUGGGAUUGAGGAGGAAGCUGCUGAAAAUGGUGUUCCUAAACCAGGAACAUAAGGCUUUGGAAUUCAGUCGCUUCCGUAUUUAAAAUCUGUAGAUUUCUAGCUAAGAAGAAAGUCUACAUUUAGCUAGACUUUGGAGUAUCCUGCACAAUCUCGCUGUCAGAAAGCGACUGAAACUGGAUAUGAUCGUGACAGUGAUGAUGAUGAGGAUGAUGUUCAUGUCACUAUCGGAGACAUUAAAACGGGAGCACUACAGUAUGGGAGCAGUGGGACCUCAUGGAGACAACUUGGUAGAAAAGAUUCUAUCAGUGCUCCCGCAGUUUCCCGGCCACACGAGUGAUGGGAUGGUCAGCAUGGCCGGGCUUACGGCCCUCCAGGCUGAAGACGAGAAUCAGAACGUGGUCGCACCAGGCUGUCUGGCACAAUCCCAGUGCCAGAUCACUGAAUUUUGACCAUUUGGGACACUCCUGGAUCCAAGGAACUGUGAACUCAGAGCAGCACACACACUUGUCCCAUGCGUGGUAGGUGCACAUUCCCUCCACAUUCUCUUGACCGGACAGCAGAGAUUUGGUUAUUUCACAGCUGUGGAUACGGACCCCAAGGAGAACCCAUCAACUCUGUGCCACUUUUUUGAGUCUUAUUCCUUUGAGCCUCCUGAAGGUGCCUCCCAGA